Molecule: messenger RNA, 1688 nt
Organism: Limanda limanda (common dab)
Lineage: Eukaryota; Metazoa; Chordata; Actinopteri; Pleuronectiformes; Pleuronectidae
Gene: dusp10
Product: dual specificity phosphatase 10
Exons: 4
Coding region: 153-1688 (511 amino acids)
Biological process (GO): negative regulation of JUN kinase activity; protein dephosphorylation
Cellular component (GO): cytoplasm; cytosol
Molecular function (GO): MAP kinase tyrosine/serine/threonine phosphatase activity; protein tyrosine/threonine phosphatase activity
Source: RefSeq, a predicted model, not a curated record
GUGAUGAAGUGUCCAACGCGCAAGUUCUGUCUUUGAAAUGCACAGUCAUAGACAUUUCUAUAAUUAAUGAAGAGGAAUGUAGAGUCUCUGCAACCAUUUUGGCACGAGCGGCUUGUUGAGUUCUCCGUAGACGUCCAGCCCUCGGCCUCCCCAUGCCUCCAUCUCCUCUUGACGACAGAAUUGUGGUGGCGCUGCCAAGGCCGAUCCGACCUCAGGAACUCCAACUGCGCCUGGACACCAGAUACCUGGACUCCAUCGCCCACAGCAGCAGCAGCAGCAGCAGCAGUAGAAGCAGCAGCAUCAGUAGUAGUACUAGAAGCAGCAGCAUCAGCAGUAGCAGCAGCAGGAGCAGCAGCAGCAGCAGGAGCACCAGCAGCAGCAGCAGCAGGAGCAUCACCAGCAGCAGCAGCACCACCGUGGUGAAGAUCCGGGCGACGGCCAAUCUUGUACCGUAUAUGCCCUCAUCCAAGGGCUCCACGCGCUCGUUGUCGUGUGGAUGCAGCAGUGCCAGCUGUUGCUCUGUGACGACCUAUGAGAAGGACAGCCAGAGCCUCAGCCACAGCCAGGUGAGCGCCAGCAGCCCCAACCUCAGCUAUGCCGGGCCCCCCGCCUCAAUGCUCAGCAACCAUGAAGCACUAAGCACCCCCAGCCUCACCUCGGGGGGCACCCUGAAGGCCGUGUCCACCGUGAGGGUCAUCCAUCCCAAUGAGCUGGCCAAGCGGAUGACCUGCUGCCCCAUGGGCCACCCCAUCGGGCCCACGCCGGUCAUCAUCGACUGCCGGCCCUUCAUGGAGUACAACAAGAGCCACGUGCGGGGGGCCGUGCACAUCAACUGCUCCGACAAGAUCAGCCGGCGGCGGCUGCAGCAGGGCAAGAUCACCGUGCUGGACCUCAUCUCCUGCCGCCAGGGCAAGGACUCCUUUAAGGGCAUCUUCUCCAAAGAGAUUGUGGUUUACGACGAGAGCACCAUGGACCCCCACCGGCUGACGUCCUCCCAGCCCCUGCACGUGGUCCUGGAUUCUCUCAGGAGGGAGGGCAAGGACCCCAUCAUCCUCAAAGGAGGCCUCAGCUGCUUCAGGCACAGCCACGAGAACCUGUGCGAGCAUUCGCUGCACCUCCGCGAGGGCAUGGACCCGGGCGCCGCCGCUGGCCUGACGCUACCUCACUCCCUGCCCUGCACCCCCGACAUAGAGAACGCAGAGCUGACCCCAAUCCUGCCCUUCGUCUACCUGGGGAACGAGCACGACGCUCACAACGCCAACCUGCUGCAGCGCUUGAACAUCGGCUACAUCCUGAACGUGACCACCCACCUGCCGCUCUACCACUACGACACGGGCCUCUUCGUCUACAAGCGCCUUCCCGCCACCGACAGCAACAAGCAGAACCUGCGGCAGUACUUCGAGGAGGCGUUUGAAUUCAUCGAGGAAGCACAUCAAGCAGGAAUGGGCCUUCUGAUCCACUGCCAGGCCGGCGUGUCUCGUUCAGCCACCAUCGUGAUCGCCUACCUGAUGAAGCACACCUGGAUGACCAUGACAGACGCCUACAAGUUUGUCAAGACCAGGAGGCCCAUCAUCUCCCCCAACCUCAACUUCAUGGGCCAGCUGCUGGAGUUCGAGGAGGACCUGAACAACGGGAUAACGCCGCGGAUCCUCACGCCAAAGCUGAUCGGUGUGGAGACGGUCGUCUAA